GACAAUGGCAGUAUGCACUUCUGGGAUUGGAAAUCAGGCUACAAUUUUCAACGCAUGCAGUCUCAGGUGCAGCCGGGCAGUAUCAACUCCGAGGCAGGCAUCUUCGCACUGGCCUUUGAUCGCAGUGGUUCUCGACUUGUAUCCGCAGAAGCGGAUAAAACCAUCAAGAUCUUUAAGGAGGACGAGACUGCGAUGGAGGAAACACAUCCAACGAACUGGCGUCCUGGGCUGCUGCGGAAAUCAAAGUACUAAGGUGGUCGAGUUUAUGUUUGUACAUAUACAUAUAUUUUAUAAAAACAAAAUAACGUAA
Molecule: messenger RNA, 310 nt
Organism: Dibothriocephalus latus
Lineage: Eukaryota; Metazoa; Platyhelminthes; Cestoda; Diphyllobothriidea; Diphyllobothriidae
Source: the annotation of a GenBank genome assembly